UCGAAGUUGACAAGAUUAUUCCUUGCAGUUUCUACAUGUGCACUGCAGGUGGCACUCAGUUGUGGAAAGAAUUAGUUGCAUGACUUCAAUUCUUAGAUAAUCUCCUAAUGGAACAAGAAUGUGAAGCACUGCCGCCUUAUAAACAUAUCGACAGGAAUGAAUUUUGCUACAGGAAGCACAAAAAACAGAAGGAUGAGGAUAUAGCUAUUUGUGUGUGCCAAUACACAGCUGAUUAUCCUGAGAGUGCAUGUGGUGAGCGAUGCUUAAAUGUAUUAACCAGCACAGAAUGCACGCCAGGGUAUUGCCAAUGCGGUGAAUACUGUAAAAAUCAGAGAUUUCAAAGAUGUCAAUAUGCUAAGUCAAGAUUGUUCAAAACUGAAGGUCGUGGAUGGGGUCUUUUGGCUGAUGAGAAUAUCAAGGCUGGCCAGUUUGUUAUAGAAUAUUGUGGAGAAGUAAUAUCAUGGAAGGAAGCAAAACGGAGGUCUCAAGCUUAUGAAUCUGAAGGUUUAAAAGAUGCAUAUAUAAUUUACCUCAAUGCAUAUGAAUCGAUUGAUGCCACUAAGAAAGGAAGCUUAGCUAGGUUCAUUAACCAUUCGUGCCAACCAAACUGCGAGACCAGAAAAUGGACUGUACUUGGGGAAGUGAGGGUUGGGAUAUUCGCAAAACAAGACAUACCUGCAGGAACUGAGUUAGCCUAUGACUACAAUUUUGAAUGGUAUGGUGGUGCUAAGGUCCGGUGCCUGUGCCGUGCCACCAGCUGUUCCGGGUUCCUUGGGGCAAAAUCACGUGGUUUCCAGGAAGCUAACUAUCUUUGGGAAGAUGAUGAUGACAGGUACUCCGUUGAGAAUAUCCCCCUUUAUGAUUCCGAGGAUGAUGAACCAACAAAGUAUCUUAAGGCCAUUGUCCCCUCAACAGACUCGACAAUUACGGGGAAAGAACAAGAAAAUUUCCUGAGUACUGAUGAAGUUCUUGAUUCUAUGGAAUUUUCUCAACCUAUACCAAUUUCGAUUGAGCCAUUGUGUGCGAUUCCGAUGGAAAUUGAUUUUGCGAAGAACGACGCAACAGCAGUCAACAGCAUGUAUGUGAAUGAUACUCAACAGAACUUCAGAGAGGAAAAUGCAUUGAUACCACGAAAUUUCCAUACUGAGCCUAGCCCAUCCAAAAGGUCACCACAUUUCCCAGGGAGAAAAGCCAAAACCCAAGUGAAGAAGCAGCUAAAUGUGGCUCUUAUUGCUGAGCGCCUCGCACUCGCAGAAGCUCGUGAAGAAAUUCUCGCUUGUGAGGAAACAAAGAACGAGGCCGCCUCGCAACUGGAUUCUGUGUACAGCGAGAUAAGGCCGGCCAUCGAAGAGCACGAGAGGGACAGCCAAGAUAGCGUGCCCACAAGCGUCGCGGAGAGGUGGAUCGAAGCUUGCUGCUUCAAAUACAAGGCGGAUUUCGACCUCUAUUCUUCCGUAAUCAAGAACGUCGCUUUCGCUCCUCGCAGGCCCCGAGGAGACUCGGCGGCCUUCCAAGGUGACGGCGAGUUGAAGUACUUGGAAAAUGGCCAGUGAGUUUUGGAGAGUAACAAACAAGUAAAGUAACGCGCUUCAGAAAAAGGGAUUGGUCGAUUUCUCGAGAUAAAAUGUCUAUGUUUGUAACUCGGUGUUCCUCGAUAGUGUAAGAGUGAUAUAAGAUGGUGAAAGCUUCAGUGAAGGUGAUCAGAGUUUGAGCUUUAUGUUUUGUUUGGCGAGAGAGCAAUAUUAGGGGAGAGAGGACUAGUUUGCUGUAGGAUGCUAAAGAGGUGGAGAUUAUCAUCAAAUCCGUUUCAUUGGAAUGGGAUUGUUGAGUCACUCAAGAGCCUCAUCGAGGGGUUGGAAUUGAACUUGAUUGAAUAAAAAGAGCUUGUGUUUAUUUUUUAU
Molecule: messenger RNA, 1901 nt
Organism: Ananas comosus (pineapple)
Lineage: Eukaryota; Viridiplantae; Streptophyta; Magnoliopsida; Poales; Bromeliaceae
Product: histone-lysine N-methyltransferase ASHH1
Exons: 10
Coding region: 108-1553 (481 amino acids)
Biological process (GO): regulation of DNA-templated transcription
Cellular component (GO): chromatin; nucleus
Molecular function (GO): histone H3K36 methyltransferase activity; protein binding
Source: RefSeq, a predicted model, not a curated record